This is a messenger RNA of Linderina pennispora, 3447 nucleotides long. RefSeq names its product DUF1630-domain-containing protein. The transcript has a single exon. Gene Ontology annotation, cellular component: recycling endosome. NCBI's taxonomy places the organism in Eukaryota, Fungi, Kickxellomycota, Kickxellomycetes, Kickxellales, Kickxellaceae. The record is from RefSeq and is a predicted model, not a curated record. Bases 439 to 3384 code for a protein of 981 amino acids. Gene Ontology annotation, molecular function: guanyl-nucleotide exchange factor activity.
CAACGCCGGAGAACAAACCCAGGAGGACGGGUUCGCGGGCUAGGGCCGACUCUGGGGACUUUGGCAUCAGGGGUAUACAGCGAUGACGAAUUCUUUGAUACACACAGCCAUCUGAGCGGGUCUAUUGCCAGCAGCGACAGCGUGCGUACAUCGCUCUCUGUGUCGAAGGGAUCGAGCGAGCUGUCGUCUACGCAUCGGCAGCGCAGUCUGACCAGCUCGUUUGCCCCGCCAGCCGAGGAGGUGAAAACGACACCAGCGGCAGAUGCAGAGAAAGGAGCAGGCAGGCGGCAAGCGGCAUCGGGCAGUGCACCGCCGGCGCAUUCAUCGCUGCGGCGCUCAGCGACAACGCGCCACGGGGCAGCUAUUGGCAAGGCAGCGAGCCCAACGAGCAUUGACACAGCGCUGAUUGAGGAGCGAGCGCGGCGCGCAGUCAAGGCCAUGGCGGUGGCAGCCACAACGGGGAUUUCGAUCCGGGAGUCGGACGAGCGCAGGGAGCGCGCAUUCAACCACUUGCUGGUGGGCCGGGGGCUACAGGUGGCGGGUGCGGCGUCCGAGCCCAAUUCGCCAUUGCAGUCGUCGGCAGGGCAUGGCACAAAGAGUGGGUCGAGCGAGCGGCUGGUGGCCAUGCCCCGGCUCAAGAGCCACCCGCUACACCUGGUGUCCUCGCACAGCCAGAUCUCGGGGUUGGCCCGCGGGGAGUCAGAGGGUGCUGAGCGGAGGGACGAAGCGUAUGGCGAUGCACCUAGGGAUGCUGCAGGUGAUGAGGCAGCAGCGGUCAAGGCGACAGUCAAGGCGCUUGUGGCAACGGCUGGACAUGAUGGGCGCACACUAAGCAUGACGCACGACCGCAAGACCAUUGCGCUAACACGCAGCGCCAGCCUGGAGGCGCGUAUCAACCGGUCAACGCGGAGGAGCAUGUCGAAGUGGAUCAUGUGUUUUGCCACAGUGAACUUUGAUGUUGACCAGGGCCCGACGCUCAAUCUGGUGUACCCGCACGUUCCGUUCAGCGAGAGCGAGCGGGCAGCAAUCUGCUUUUCGUCGAUGCCGGACUCGACAAUCUACGAGUUAUAUGACUCGGUGUACACGUUCCACUUCCGUGUGGAUCCGGUGCGGCUCGGGCUGCCCAAGGACCAGGUGUUCCUGUAUGGCCACGUGUUCUUCCGGCAGAAGCGCGACCCGCUGAUGCGGCGCGGGGGGUUCCAGCGGUCAGUAGCCAUUAUCUCACACCUGCCGUACCACGGGCUGUUCACGCGCAUGGCGCAUAUGCUGGGCCCGCUAUACUUUGAUCUGGGCACGGCGAUUCUGGAGGCAGCAGCGCACAAUAUCUCGUCGUGGCCGGCGCCGACACCAGGGGCAUCGCUGGAGCUGCCGUUUGUGGGCACGGCGCUGGCGGCAGAGCUGCCAGCGAGCGACUCGAGCCAGCUACUGGAGACGAGCAAGUUCCCGAUGGAGCGGUUUGAUCCGGGCGAGCACAUUCUGGCCAGCGUGACCUGUGAUGGACUGUUUCGGAGCUUCCGGGAUACAUUGGGCGACCUGUGGGCGUGCUGGGAACUCAUGAUUCUAGGCGAAUCGCUGGUGGUGCUGGCGGACACGCCCGCACGGUGCUCGGAGGCCAUUGUCAGCCUGGUUGAUGUGAUAUUCCCGAUUACGUACUGUGGCGACUACCGGCCGUACUUUACGAUCCAGGACCCAGACUUCCGGGCGAUUAUCUCCAAGACGCAUGUGCCGGCGAACACGGUGGUCGGGGUGUCGAAUCCGUUCUUCAGCGAGGCCAUGGCGCACUGGCCACACAAGCUGUUUCUGGGCUCAUCCGACCGCAUGUCGCAGAUGCACGGGGCGUCGGCGCGCAAGGCGCGUGUCUUGGGAGACAGCGGCCUCGGAGCGGGCAGUGGCAAAGAGGGCAGCGGACUCGCAAGCGACUCGGGCAGCAGCGGAUCAUUGGGUGCGGGCAGUCGGGCCAUCAAGCAAGGGCUGCAGUCGAAGCGCAAGGGCGUGGUGACCAAGGACCGGCCGUUUGCUGAGCACCUGCUGAACACACUCAAGACGGGCAAGCAGCCGCCGUGGAUUGUGAACAAUAUGUUGCGGCGGUACUUUAUCGACCUGACAGUACAGUUUCUGGCGCCGCUGAACCGGUACUUUUCGACGCUGAUCCCGCAGGUGGUCUCGGCCACGGUCAUUCCAGUGUCAGGCAGCGGGGGAGCGGGCAAGACAGCGCCGUGGCACCGCGGACACCGCAAGGGCCAGUCGUCGUCAAUUGGCGGGAUGGUGUCAUCGCCCGACUCGCUGUCUUGGUUCGCGGCACCGGCAGCGCUGCGGCCAUGGCGGACAGGCGACUUCAUGACGUCUCUGACGACACUUGGGAUCUCGCCGCAGCUCAGUCACGGCAACAAGAGCGCGACACCAGCAAACGUGAUUGUGUCGGGGUUCUCUGGCAGUUCAGCGAACGGCAGCAAUUCCGGAACCGGCAGUAGCGGGGCAGCAAAUUCAGGCAGCAGUAGUUAUACGAGCGACGGUGCGGGGGCAGCAGCAGGCAGUAGCGGCGGGGCGGGCGGGCAGUCGGCGUUUUCGCUCUGGCGGCAGAAAAAGGCCAGCAAGAAGAUCAGUGACGAGUGGUUGGCGCUGUACAGGCAGUUCCUGAUAUGCGGGAAUUUUGCGACCUGGCUGGCACACCGCACCAGCGAGGCACAGCGCGAGCUGCACCGCAGGUUCCGGCAGGAGGUGUGUCAGGGCGAUGUACAUGCGUGGUGUCGCGGGUACGACUACCCGCUGGCCAUCGGCGAGCAGCAGCUGGCGGCCGAGAUCGAGAUGCUUGAUCUGGCCACGAUGGACUUGGGGCAGGGUGGUCGCGACGGCAGCGGCAGCGUGCAGCUGCGGCAUGUCAGUCACGUUUUCUACCAGGGCCACAAAGAGGAUGAGCGCGCGCAGGCCGAGCGGCAGCGGCGGCAGCUGCUCCGCGAGCGGCAGGAGCGGCUGGCGUGGAGCGAGCGGCCGGUGCAUGGCAGCGACGGCACGCUUAUCGGGUACAGCCGACAGUCGUCGGAGCAGCCGGCAAUGGCGCGGGCAGCGGCAGCGGGCUUGGGGAGCAGGCCAAGGGAGGUUGACGGUAAUGGAGCGUGCAAGCAGCUGGGGCAGCGUAUUACGCAUGCCAAGCGGACGCAGGGCGUGAUCCUGAAGGCGGCAUGGCAGGUGGUUGAGCUGCUGGGCGAGCCGGCAUUGUCGCAGAUGUUGCGUGGGACAUCCAACAGGGACGACUGUCCGCCGGCGUCGGAGUCGGAGCGGCAGAUGCUGCUGCGGCAGCUGUCGGUUCUCCUCGAGUACAUGGCGGCAGAUGCGGGGCAGCAGUUUUUGGCCCUGGUCGCUGACGACUAUGCAGCGGGGGUGUAGGCAGAUUAACUAAUGUAUAGACGAGCUGGCCAACUCUAUAUUUCGAAGGCAAUUAAUAUAUUU